AUGAGUUUUAUGUCAGUGUCGCACCUGCCACAAAAUUACCGCCACAACUGGCCGUUUUUUUUUCUUUUUGUGUGGUUCUUUUGUCGCCACUCUUCUCUCGACAUAUUCUCGGCUUCAAGGCGACCGCAGCAGCAGCACUACAACAAGUGGUGCGGAAGGCAGAAGACGGGGAAGAUGGAGGACGAUAUCGUGCGGGGCCGGUGUGCAGCCGUCGUUCAGCAGCUUCUCUACAGUGGAGAAAAACGGACAGUGCGACGAGAGGAUCAGCAGCGUCUGAUUGGAGCCGCUGCGGAGGAGCUGCGGCAGCGUGCAAUGCUGAUAUACCGCCUUUGUCGCGCAAAGCAUGAGAAACUCGCGUCGCACCAAACUGAAGACGCGGCGUACUGCGUGUUGGCGGCCACUUCCUCCUGCCAGCCAUCGCUCUGGGCCGUGCUGACUAACUGGAGCCGGGCGCUGCGUCCACGAGCCCCGGAGCUGCGAUUUGGGGCCCCUGUUCUUGUGACAGUGCGCCUGAGGGAGGUGGAACAGUUCAUCACUCGCGGUCUUCACCUUCUCCCUGCAUCGAGCGCAGAGGACGCCUGCCCACCGGCAAAGGGCGGCAGCGCCACUUCGACGUGUGCAUCGCUGAUGCGUGGCGGCACGAGGAAACACCCACGUGAGGGGGAACACACCCCGGCGGGGAAUUUAGAACCAGAACUCGCAACUCAGUUGGCGUUCGACUACUUCCAGCUGAACGUAACGAACUCAAAAAAAUUCUAUGCCGUUGUUGCUGCCUACCAGAAGGAGCUUGGUGUGAAACUGCUAGAUAACAGGGAAGGGUCUGCUCCCACAAGAAUGGUGACUUUGUGUGGUUCAAGGAACAGUAGACAUGGUGUGCUGGAUGGCGAUGGUAUCAGCGUCAGCAGUCACGAUAACAUUUGUUAUGCCGGUGGCGGCUCACUCCCUGAGGAGGAAGAGGAGGGCGAUGUGGGCGAGUAUUCGCUUCUGUUCCCUCCAGCAUUAUCAUCGUCUGUGACAUUUGGAGAUGCAUUUUCUGUGACGUCGCUUCGGUCAUUUACUUCUUCCAUGAGUUUGAUUGCAGUCGCCGAUAAGGUCGAGGCGGCCUGUUCCACGUUGUUUUUUGAGCGCCUGCAGCGCUGCCUGCGAAACCCCUUGCUGUACUCCCCAUUGGCGACCAUGAGAGAGGCCAAUGCCAGCGUGUUUGGUGUUGCACAGCAUCAUCCGCUGCCCGAAUCUCAACUCGAGGCUGCCUACUUGCGUGCCUGCCAAGGCGCCAUGGUGGGAAAUGGCGGAUUACUGGCCUUCCCCACGCAUUUUCUACACCCACUUCGGGCGCAUCCAACGUCGUUGAUGCCGCUGCCCCUGCAAAUGGUUACUGUGCAGCAGCUGUGGAGGCGGCUGCUGGUGGCGGGCCUGUGGCUACAUGUGGUUGGAACUGAAAUGGGUGACGCCCACACACAGCCUGAGGUGGGCGCCUACUGCAUUACCAUCGUGGGGGCGUCGCGACGUGAGCUUUGCUGCAGUGUCUGUGAUACUCUAGUGCGGGAAAAUCCCGUCUUGCGACUAUCUGCGUUGGCGCAUGAAGUGGAAACGCGAGAUGACAAUCAGCCCAUUCGUUCCUGGGAAGAAAUGAUGAGUAUGGCCCUCCCCACCUCCACGGCAAACGGUUCCCUCUGCGAUGAACUCCUGCGGUGCCUUUCACAACGGCUGGAACAGAAGGUACGUGAGCAGUCAGGCUGUGACUCAUCUACGCUCUCUUGUACCUCGACGACAGUAAGCGCGGCGGCUAACACGAAAAGGGGCAGUCGCGCAUCUUAUUUAGCGCGUUCCCCCUCUUCAAACACCCUGCUGGAGUUGCUUAUGGAUGUUGAGGGCGAGUACCCGCUUCCCGCGUGCCGUGCGGCGUUGCUUGGAAAGCCAGAAGGCGAGACUGCACUCCGGCAGCUGCUGAGCGCUGCCUCCACCGAGGCGGACAAAGCGACGAGUACGCAUCACCCCGAUGCAGCCGCGACGAUGUCACAGGAGGUAAAGGAGUUACUGGAUACCGUUCCGUGCAUUCCGCGCCUGCGUGAUGUCGAUGGGGUGCUGGAGUGCGCUGCGUGCCUGCAGCAGUUUCACCAGGGAUGCGUCUGCCCUCUGCAGCGAGAACCUGCCGAGGGGAUUUUUUUGUGUCAUGCAUGCCGGCUCACACGUGGCCCACAGUUGUUGCCGCCACUCCGCUGCAGCUUCAUCACGAAUGGGGGGACAACUGCGGCAUGA
Messenger RNA from Trypanosoma rangeli, 2259 nucleotides. RefSeq lists its product as uncharacterized. The transcript has a single exon. Bases 1 to 2259 code for a protein of 752 amino acids. Lineage: Eukaryota; Euglenozoa; Kinetoplastea; Trypanosomatida; Trypanosomatidae. The record is from RefSeq and is a predicted model, not a curated record.